AUGUCUGGCAUUUCUGCAUCCGAGCUGGCCCAGGACGAGACCUUGAAGACGUCGGUGACGAGGUCAGAUCCGGAGAACCAACUCAAUGCGCCAUUCAUUCUUUAUGAACCCUUGCCUAUUAUAAAGAAGAAAUCUCUUGGAGCUGGCUCGAUCUUGCCUAUCGGCGCAUUCGCUACGACCCUGACGACUCUGUCGCUGUCUCUGAUGGAAUGGCGAGGUGUCACAACCACUAAUGUGUACAUCGCGAACUUCUUCUUUAUCGCAGCGUUUGGCCUAGUUGUCACAGCUCAGUGGGAGUUGGCCAUUGGAAAUGGACUCGCAUACUCAAUCUACAGUGCUUUCGGACUUUUCUACGCGGGUUAUGGAGCAAUGAUCACUCCGUCUUUCGGUGUUGCUGACGCGUACGGCGAUGACAUCCAGCAAUACAAUAACGCUGUUGGCUUCUUUAUGAUAUUAUGGACCGUCUUUGUUUUUGCACUGCUUAUUGCGGUAAUCCCAACGAAUAUAACAUUCAUCAUAAUCUUUAUCUUCCUCGUACUUGGUUUCCUGUUCGUGGCGAGCAGCUAUUUUGCUGCGGCGGACGGGCACCUUGCCGCCUCAGUCAACCUCAAAAAGGCCGGCGGAGUAUUCUGCUUCUUAGCCGGACUAGGUGGCUGGUACUUGACGUUCCAUCACCUGACGGCGGAGUCAUUGCUGGACAUUCCACUCGGUGAUACAUCCCGAUAUUUUGGCAAGAAAAAUGAGUGA
Molecule: messenger RNA, 747 nt
Organism: Diaporthe amygdali
Lineage: Eukaryota; Fungi; Ascomycota; Sordariomycetes; Diaporthales; Diaporthaceae
Exons: 5
Coding region: 1-747 (248 amino acids)
Cellular component (GO): plasma membrane
Molecular function (GO): acetate transmembrane transporter activity
Source: RefSeq, a predicted model, not a curated record